Vigna radiata var. radiata (mung bean) is the source of this 3726-nucleotide messenger RNA. Its product is annotated as probable LRR receptor-like serine/threonine-protein kinase RFK1. Gene Ontology annotation, biological process: protein phosphorylation. Gene Ontology annotation, molecular function: protein binding; ATP binding; protein kinase activity. The transcript is spliced from 24 exons. Lineage: Eukaryota; Viridiplantae; Streptophyta; Magnoliopsida; Fabales; Fabaceae. Bases 295 to 3333 code for a protein of 1012 amino acids. The record is from RefSeq and is a predicted model, not a curated record.
ACUUUAGAACGGAGGAAGUAUAGAAAUAUCCACUGUUUAACGCAUAAAGUUUAGCAAAAAAAAUUCAAAUCUAUGCAUCAUCUGAAAAGUACAAACACGCAAUUAAUAUAGUGACAGUAGUCUUUGACUCGGACUGUUCCAUCUUCAGAUCCAUUGUCUUCAUUCUUCAACUCAGUUAGGUUCCUUCAACUCAAUUAUUGCACGUAAGGUAGCUGCAGUGUUAGAAAAAAUGAGCCUCGAAUAGAGGUCAUAGCUUAGCCAAUCUGGUGGUUCUUUUUCACCCCUUAGAGCAACAUGGGAGUUGCCAGUUUCUUUGUCUUCCUUUUUAUUGCUCUAAGUUGCUUCCAAUUGCUGACAGUUUCUGCAUCAAAAUUACCCCAAGAAGAAGUUGAUGCCCUUAGAGAAAUUGCGAGUGCGAUGGGAUCGGCAUAUUGGAAAUUUGAUGCUGAUUCCUGCAUUAUUGAAAUGGUUGGACUAACGCAAGAACCACCAACUGAAUCAGAGAGGAACAUUGGUUGUGACUGCAGUUUUGAAGACAGUACUGUCUGUCAUGUUGUGACGAUGACUCUCAAGCGGCUUAGUCUACCUGGCACACUCCCACCUCAACUGGCCAAACUACCUUUUCUCCGAGAUGUAGAUUUUGCUUACAAUUGCUUCACCGGUUCAAUUCCAGAGGAAUGGGCUUCAAUGAAAUUAGCUUCGAUUUCUCUUCUUGUGAAUCGCUUAUCUGGGGAAAUUCCAAAGCAUCUAGGAAAUUUUACAACUCUUACAUAUCUAAUGCUUGAAGCAAACCAAUUUUCUGGUGCUGUUCCACCUGAGCUUGGGAAACUAAUCAACUUGCAGACCUUGGUUCUGUCAUCCAAUCAAUUGACUGGGAACUUACCACUUACACUUGCUGGGCUACAAAAUUUGACAGACUUUAGAAUAAAUGAUAACAAUUUUAAUGGAACAGUACCCAGUUUCAUCCAGAGCUGGCAACAUCUCCAGAGACUAGAAAUGCAUGCGAGUGGACUAGAGGGACCCUUCCCAUCAAAUAUCUCUCUCUUGAAGAACUUAGUUAUGCUAAGAAUCAGUGAUAUAGAAAGUCCUGCGCAGGUUUUUCCUCAUCUGGAAAACAUGGCAAACUUGACUAUAUUGAUUCUAAGGAGCUGUAACUUAUCUGGUGUUAUACCUUCAUACAUCUGGACAAUGAAGAAUUUGGUGACUUUGGAUGUCAGUUUUAACAGGCUCGUUGGGGGAAUUUCAUCAAUUAUAAGUGCAAGGCGUCUAAGAUUUAUUUACCUAACAGGUAAUAUGCUUAGUGGCAAUAUACCGAAUUCAGUCCUGAAGGAUGGAAGUAGCAUUGAUCUAUCAUACAACAACUUCACUUGGCAAGACUACGAGCAACCUGCAUGUCAGGAUGGCAUGAACUUGAAUCUGAAUUUGUUCAGAACCUCGAUUCUGAAGAAUAAGUUAGAGGAGUAUGUUCCUUGCUCCAAGAAUUUCAGCUGUUCACGGUUUUCAAGUUGUUUACAUAUUAACUGUGGUGGGAAGGAUGUAAGGGUAAAAGAUGAUAGAGGAGAAAAGCUUUAUGCCGGAGAAGGAGAUGUUCAGGGUGGCACUGCAACUUAUUUCUAUAGUGAUGAUGAUCACUGGGGAUUUAGUAGCACUGGGGACUUCAUGGAUGAUUUUGAGUCCCAGAACGUACGUUACAUUGUAUCUCUUCCAUCUUCAAAUCUGCCAGAAUUAUAUAAAACGGCGCGUGUAUCUCCAAUUACACUUACUUAUUUCCACAACUGCAUGCAAAAUGGGAACUAUACUGUAAACCUUCACUUUGCUGAGAUACAAUUUACAAAUGAUAGAACAUAUAAAAGUCUUGGGAAGCGCAUAUUUGAUAUCUAUGUUCAGGGAAGAAUCACUCGCAAAAAUUUUAAUAUAGAGAAUGAAACAAAUGUUACUGAAAAACCACUGGUACUGCCCAUACACAAUAUCAGCAUCACAAAUAAUAUCUUGGAGAUUAGAUUCUACUGGGCUGGAAAAGGAACGACUAGAAUUCCUGAUGUUGGAGUUUAUGGCCCCCUUGUAUCAGCUAUAUCUGUGGUUUCAGAUUCUAGAACUUGCUCAAAUGGAGAAAAGAAAGUUGCUGUUUCGAUAAUCAUUGCCAUUGUAGUCGGUGCUGUAUGCUUAGUGCUAUUUAUGUCUGGACUCAUUUGGUGGAAGUGGAAAGGUUUUUUCAGAGGGAAACCGCGAAAGAAAGAAGAUGCAAAAGAUGGAGAUAUUCAGGCAGGUAAUUUUAGCUUGGAGCAUAUCAGAGCUGCCACCAAUGACUUCUCUUCUGCUAAUAAGAUAGGAGAAGGCGGUUUUGGUCCCGUAUACAAGGGUCAAUUGGUAGAUGGUACUUUUAUAGCGGUCAAGCAAUUGUCAUCAAAAUCACGGCAGGGAAAUCGGGAAUUCAUAAAUGAAAUAGGGUUGAUAUCUUGUGUGCAGCACCCCAACCUCGUAAAGCUUCAUGGAUACUGUGCUGAAGGGGAACAACUUUUGCUGGUAUAUGAGUACAUGGAAUAUAACAGCCUGGCCCGUGCUUUAUUUGGUAGUGAGAACCAACGGCUUAAAUUGGAUUGGCCCACAAGGUUUAGGAUUUGCAUUGGCAUAGCGAAAGGUCUAGCAUUUCUCCAUGAUGAGUCAAGAUUCAAGAUAGUGCACAGAGAUAUCAAGGCUUCUAAUGUGUUACUCGAUGGGGAUUUGAAUCCAAAAAUAUCUGACUUUGGCUUGGCUAGGCUUGAUGAAACAGAGAAAACCCAUAUCAGCACCCGAGUUGCUGGGACUAUAGGAUAUAUGGCACCAGAAUAUGCAUUAUGGGGCCAUCUUAGUUACAAGGCCGAUGUUUACAGUUUUGGAGUUGUAGCAUUAGAAAUUGUUAGUGGGAAAAGCAAUAACAAUUAUUUACCAGACGAUGGAAGUGCUUGUCUUCUUGAUUGGGCAUGUCAGUUAAAUCAAGCUAAGAAAUUAGUGGGGCUUGUUGAUGAAAGGUUGGGGCCAGACCUUAAUGAAACGGAAUUAGAAAAGGUGGUCAGAAUUGCUCUCCUGUGCACAAAUGCUUCUGUAUCUCUUAGGCCUACGAUGUCUGAGGUGGUGAAUAUGUUUGAAGGAGAAUUAGAUAUUCCUGAUGCAAUUCCAGAACCAAGUACCUACAGUGAGGAUUUAAGGUUCAAAGCCUUAAGGGACCUCCAUCAACAUCGAUCAAAGCAGAGUUUGAGUGGUAAUUCAUCGUCUCAUAUAUUCAGCUCAGCAUCUGGUGGUAAUACUCACACUAGCAGUAAUAUUGAGGAUCAUUGUUCAGCUGACAAUAGUUAGCUACCCCUGUCAACCACUUGGAUACGCACUUACCAAUUAGCAGUGGUUGCUCCAGAUGUUUAGGCCUUGAAAUUUUUUAUCAUCAACAGCCAGAUUAAGCAAGAAUGCUCCUCGCACAUGCAUAUAACCUUCCAUUUCCACUCACUGGAGUAGUUCUGUGCUUUCUGCAGAAGUCUCUCCAAAAGAGUACGAGAAUAUUUUUCUGUGUCACCUUUAUUUUGUUUUUAUUUUAUUUUAUUUUUUGUAUUUUAGUAGUGUACAAAUAGUUACUUCUAAGAGUUAAAAACUUUUUAUGAUGUUUAAUCUAUAUUUUUUCUUUAGCCAUUUUGACUUAUGUAAAUACUUUUGGUUUCUCCCGUGGUAUAUAGUUUUCUGCUUGGAGUCUCUCCCUAG